AGUUUUUGCCACCACGUUGGUGUUACUGUCACACGUCAACUUUGCGCAAAAACUGUUUAUUUUGGUCGGGUCGGUUUUUUUGUAAAUUUUGGGGCCAACUUGUGUUGAAAACUUUUUUUGUGUGUAAUUUAGUGUCUUGUGAUGGGGCGCCGCAAGUCGAAGCGAAAACCGGCGCCGAAACGCAAAGCUGUGGAGCCCCUGGACCAGCAGUUCAACUGCCCUUUUUGCAACCACGAAAAAUCGUGCGAUGUUAAAAUGGAUAAGGGUCGAAAUACGGCCAGGAUAACGUGCCGAGUGUGUCUUGAAGACUUCCAAACUACUAUCAAUUUUUUAUCAGAGCCUGUGGAUGUGUACAACGAUUGGAUAGAUGCAUGUGAAUCUGCUAACUGAGGUUUUUAUGUAAAUGUUUUAUUAGGUACAAAUAACACUUUUUUAUUAUAUCAGUCUAGGAAAAAAUGUAUUGAACGAGUGGUUUUAAAAGUAAAUAAGUCAUAUUUAAAA
This is a messenger RNA of Tribolium castaneum (red flour beetle), 501 nucleotides long. Its product is annotated as transcription elongation factor 1 homolog. Gene Ontology annotation, biological process: transcription elongation by RNA polymerase II. Gene Ontology annotation, cellular component: transcription elongation factor complex. The record is from RefSeq and is a predicted model, not a curated record. Gene Ontology annotation, molecular function: RNA polymerase II complex binding. NCBI's taxonomy places the organism in Eukaryota, Metazoa, Arthropoda, Insecta, Coleoptera, Tenebrionidae. The transcript has 2 exons. The coding region runs from base 142 to 390 and encodes 82 amino acids.